AUGGAGAGCGCAGCGGAGGAGAAGGCGACGGCGCACGUGUUCUCGCGUCGUGACCUGGGCUGCGGCCUGCUGCUGGACUGGCUGGCCGAGCUGCAGCGCGAGACGCUCGGCAGACAGAUGCAGCUAAUGUUCGUGGCAGGCGGUGCUCCGUGGCGGCCGCUGCUGGUGACUCUACUGGCGCACCGCGCCUCGUGGAAGACGCUGCACUCCUGUCUCACCGCAUUACUUCAGCCUCAGGGCGGGUGGAGUGCGCGCGAAGCGCUGCAGCUGGCGGAGGCACUGGCGCGCAGCCCGCGCGUGCGGCAGGGCCGCGACCGCGCCACGCCCAAGCACCACGAGCCCGAGGACCUCCUGCGCCUCACGCACGAGCAGGUCAGUUGA
Parnassius apollo (apollo) is the source of this 381-nucleotide messenger RNA. The record is from the annotation of a GenBank genome assembly. NCBI's taxonomy places the organism in Eukaryota, Metazoa, Arthropoda, Insecta, Lepidoptera, Papilionidae.